AUGGGUGGCGAGUGUACCCGAAACGGACAAGGAUAUGGUGAGGCACACGAGCGGCUCUGGGGCUACGACCGCGGCAGCUCCUCGGACCCAGCCAAGAACGCCAGCGCCAACUCCGCGUCCGGUGCGCCGGCCGGCGGCCCCACGGACGCCCAGGACCUCACGGUUUUCGUGCAAAGUCUGUUGGAGCAAAUGCAAUCGCGGUUCGCGCAGAUUUUACUCGACGAAAUGGGCUCGCGCAUCGACGAGCUGGAGAAGUCCAUUGCAGACCUGAUGGAGCAGACAAACGAAGACGGCAACGACAAGAACCAGGAGCCGGCAGCAUCCGCACCCAAGGACAAGGGCGAGAGCGUCUAAGCGGAGCGACUUCGCCAUUACAUGUACACGCCCAUGGCGGUCGAGCGAUAUCAACAAAUACGCAUUUGAAAUUGCUUUGCAUCUUG
This is a messenger RNA of Phytophthora sojae, 440 nucleotides long. RefSeq lists its product as hypothetical. The transcript is spliced from 7 exons. Gene Ontology annotation, cellular component: cytosol; nucleus. Lineage: Eukaryota; Oomycota; Peronosporomycetes; Peronosporales; Peronosporaceae. Gene Ontology annotation, biological process: cellular heat acclimation. Bases 1 to 354 code for a protein of 117 amino acids. Gene Ontology annotation, molecular function: transcription corepressor activity. The record is from RefSeq and is a predicted model, not a curated record.